Nicotiana tabacum (common tobacco) is the source of this 1386-nucleotide messenger RNA. The record is from RefSeq and is a predicted model, not a curated record. Lineage: Eukaryota; Viridiplantae; Streptophyta; Magnoliopsida; Solanales; Solanaceae.
AUGAAUUUCCCUACAUUUUCAGCAGACUUUUUGCCUAAACCAUCAAUUAUCAGAUUAAAUGAAGGUAACCUAGCUGCACCUGUACCAAAAAUUAUAUCCACUAAGGAAAUUUCCAAGAACAUAGCUCAUAGUGUUACUACUAGUAUUAAUACUACAAUGGAUCGUAGUUGUAGUAGUAAUACUAGUAGCAGUAAUAGUAGUAGUAGUAAUACGGAGAGAUUGGCUUCGAUGUGGAGAGAAGUUCAAGGGUCAAAUAACUGGGAAAACCUAGUAGAUCCAUUGGAUUCUCUUCUCCGCGAGGAGAUUAUUCGAUAUGGAGAGUUUGUGGCUGCUUGUUAUGAUGCAUUUGAUCUUGAUCCAAAUUCAAAAAGAUACUUGAAUUGCAAGUAUGGGAAGAAGAGGAUGUUAAGAGAAGUAGGGUUGGGUGAUUCAGGCUAUCAAGUGACAAAAUACAUAUAUGCCACUCCAAAUAUUAAUGUCUUCCACAUUGGUGGCAAUAAUAUUGGCUCAUCAUCAUGUGGGAGAUGGAUUGGUUAUAUUGCAGUAUCAAAUGAUGAAGAAACAAAGAGACUUGGUAGGAGAGAUGUGCUUGUUACUUUUCGUGGAACGGUCACUAGCCCUGAAUGGAUAGCCAAUUUGAUGAGCUCAUUAUCUCCUGCUCGUCUUGAUCCUCAUAAUCCGAGACCUCAGGUUAAGGUUGAAGCUGGAUUCUUGAGUUUGUACACAUCAAAUGAGGGAGAAAAGUUUGGCCUUGAAAGUUGUCGCGAACAAUUACUUUCUGAGGUAGGGAAAGUACUAAACAAGUACAAAGGGGAGGAAAUGAGCAUAACUUUGGCAGGACAUAGCAUGGGGAGUGCAUUGGCCCUAUUGCUAGCCUAUGACAUCGCAGAGUUGGGCUUGAAUCGUGACAGGUUAUCGAACAAUCACAUAACAGUACCGGUGACGGUUUUUUCCUUUGGAGGGCCAAGAGUUGGAAACUCUGGCUUCAAAGAGAGAUGUGAAGAGCUAGGUGUAAAAGUUUUGAGAAUAACAAAUGUAAAUGACCCUAUAACAAAACUUCCUGGGGUUUUUUUGAAUGAACAUUUUAGGGUUUUGGGUGGGUGGUAUGAGGUACCAUGGAGUUGUUCAUGUUAUGCACAUGUUGGAGUUGAAAUCUUGUUAGAUUUUUUCAAGAUGCAUAAUCCUUCAUGUGUACAUGAUUUAGGAACUUAUCUUAGUUUGCUCAAGUGUCCUAAAAGAUUGCAAGUUCAAAGAGAAGAAUUAGGCAUUGAUUUCUUCAAUAGAGCAAAGGAGUUUGUCAUUUCUGGAGCUCAAAACUUCAAUGCCUUGCAAUUGAAAAAUGCUGCCAUGAAUAUGGUGAACUUGGUUCAGUCCCAAAAGACUUAA